AUGAAGACUUCAUCUGUGUCUCUGCUCCUCGGUGUGUGUGUGCUGCUGCUGUCUGCACUGACUGUUUCUGCAGUCUCUCUGACCGUCAGUCCAAACCUGCAGCAGUUCUUCACAGGAGCCUCAGUGUCUCUGACAUGUGAAGGUCAGCUGGGCUCUGAUGGAUGGACGGUGAAGAGGGACACAGGAAGUGGGAAUGAGUCAUGUGGAGCAGGUGGGCGGGGCUUUGGGAGGAUAAAUGGUUCAUCCUUUUUGCUUGAUGAGUUCAAACCAGUCAGUGGAGUUUACUGGUGUGAAGGUGAAGCUGGAGAGAAGAAUGAAGAAGUCAACAUCACUGUAUCAGAUAAUCGUGUGAUCCUGGAGAUCCCAGCACUUCCUGUGAGGACAGGAAGUGAUGUCACUCUACACUGUAAAAAGAAAACUGGUGGCACAGCCGCAGCUUAUUUCUACUUUAAUGGACGUCCAGUUAGGCCUAAAACAGAGAAAAACAUCACCAUUAACGUGCAGCAGUCUGAUGAAGGUCUCUACUGGUGUGCUACCGAUGAGUUUGGAUUAUCUCCUCAGAGCUUUCUGAGGGUCAGAGAUCCUGCUACACCAACACCACCGCCAACAAAAACAACAGCAAACAUCCAUAUCUCCUGUUCUCCUCCUCCUCCUCUUCCUAAUCCCUCCUUCAUCAUCCCAGUCAUAGUUACUGUAGGUUCUCUGGUCCUUGUGGUUCUGGUUCUGGUUGCAGUUCAGCUUCUUUGGAAGAAACACACAGGGAAACACCAGCCAGCAACUACAAAUGAUGUCACAUAUGCCGAGGUCACCAGUAGAGAGUCAGCCAAUAAGAUGUCAGUCGUCCAACCAGAAGUGAUUUACUCCAGCCUGAGCAUAAACACUACAGGUUAACAGGAGAGAAAACCAAGUGGUACCAAAGACCUACAGCUGGAGGAGGAACACUUCCAGAAAUGACUCUCUAUGAACACAGUUCACCAUGCCAUCUAUUCCAGGAGCGCAGCUUCAUAGUAGAAGAGUCAGGUGCUGAACUGGCCUGCCUGCAGUCCUGAUCUUUCAUCAAUGAAAACAUCUGGAGCAUCAUGAAACCAGAAGCAGGACAAAGAAGAGUCAGGACAGCUGAGCAGCUAAAACCCUCCAUCAGACACGGAUGGAGCAACAUCCCACUCCCAAAAAGUCCAAAAGCUGCUGUGCUCAGUUCACAGACGUUUACAGAAUGAUGUUAAAAGGCGAUGC
Molecule: messenger RNA, 1233 nt
Organism: Oreochromis aureus
Lineage: Eukaryota; Metazoa; Chordata; Actinopteri; Cichliformes; Cichlidae
Exons: 7
Coding region: 1-891 (296 amino acids)
Biological process (GO): cell surface receptor signaling pathway
Molecular function (GO): transmembrane signaling receptor activity
Source: RefSeq, a predicted model, not a curated record